AUGGCCACCACACCUCCCAAUUUGAUUGUGCGCUCGACUAUCUCAAAGCCGACGACAACCAGACGACAACUUGCGGGUCAUUCCUUCGACAUCUUUUCCUUGCCCGCUGCUCAGAGAAGAACCGACAUCAUGUCUUCGGAACAAGGACACCGCCGUGAGUGCGCCCUUUACAAUCACCGUGUAUGGGGACGCCACCUGAGCUACCAGCGCUCCAAGCACGCCACCAACCCCAACACCUCCCUGGUGAAGAUUGAGGGCGUUGACGACCCUAAGGCCGCCAGCUUCUACCUUGGCAAGAAGGUCGCUUUCGUUUACCGUGCCAAGCGUGAGGUCCGCGGCUCCAACAUCCGGGUGAUCUGGGGCAAGGUCACCCGCCCUCACGGCAACUCCGGUGUUGUUCGCGCCAAGUUCCGCAACAACCUCCCCCCCCAAGUCCUUCGGUGCUACCGUCCGCGUCAUGCUCUACCCCUCCAACAUCUAAACGGCUUCUCUGUAUCUAGUGGGCGAUUCUCUUUCUCCCUUUCGUGCAGACGGCGGCCGGCCAGGCAAGGAAAAGUCGACGGAAUCGGCAAAAAGCCGAGAUGUUGUUUGGAUUGGGAGUUGGCGGUUUGA
Messenger RNA from Penicillium waksmanii, 612 nucleotides. RefSeq names its product 60S ribosomal eL33 domain-containing protein. NCBI's taxonomy places the organism in Eukaryota, Fungi, Ascomycota, Eurotiomycetes, Eurotiales, Aspergillaceae. Gene Ontology annotation, cellular component: ribosome; cytosolic large ribosomal subunit. Bases 1 to 612 code for a protein of 203 amino acids. The transcript is spliced from 3 exons. Gene Ontology annotation, molecular function: structural constituent of ribosome. Gene Ontology annotation, biological process: ribosomal large subunit biogenesis; cytoplasmic translation. The record is from RefSeq and is a predicted model, not a curated record.